Trichoderma gamsii is the source of this 1095-nucleotide messenger RNA. RefSeq lists its product as hypothetical. The transcript is spliced from 2 exons. Bases 1 to 1095 code for a protein of 364 amino acids. The record is from RefSeq and is a predicted model, not a curated record. Gene Ontology annotation, molecular function: protein dimerization activity. NCBI's taxonomy places the organism in Eukaryota, Fungi, Ascomycota, Sordariomycetes, Hypocreales, Hypocreaceae.
AUGAGCCGACCCGAGAGCUUCACCCGGUCUUUGCAGCCGCCAUUCCCUCCAAAGUGUCCUUCCUCUUCCCCUCACAUGGCCGACGAGGAUGGCACCAGCGGGCUUGGGGUUGACCACCCGAGCUUCGGAUUCAUAGUCGGUGGCCCCGUGCUUCUCGAUGCAAUCUCAGGUCCUCCAAUACUCCCCAACGGCGACCCCUCCGGCGCUUCCCUAGAUUCUGGCGUCUGGUCUUUGGAUGCCUCGCCGCAAGCCAGCCCGAACGACAUCAGCAGCGCCAACAACACCGCUCUGCCACCCUCAGCGCAUUCAAAAUACUCGUCCCCGUCGCGGCCGACCCCGACCUUCGACCCUCAACAGCAGCAACAGCUACCCGAUUCUUCCGGUUUUGGUGGCUUCGGUCUGCCCAACAUCGACCCUACGUCAGCCUACCUCUCCAGUCAAAUGGCUACCAAGCGGGUCGCUGUCCUCCCAUUGUCAAAAGCUCGCCUACACUCUGUGACCAAGUUGGGUCCAGCUGUGCAGGAACAGCUGCGAAACACCGCAAUGCCCCCUCAUCUUCUGUAUGGAUCGUCCAAGAGCGCCUCCAGCCCUGAGUCGGCGAGGACGGGAGUCGGCUCAUCGCCUGAGGUCUCUGGAGGCUCUCACAGACAUUCUAGGAAGCGGAAGUUUUCGGCUGACUUCUUCGACGAUGAUGACCUUCUUGAGGAAGGCGAUAAGUCGGUCAAGAAGACUGCUCACAACAUGAUUGAGAAGCGCUAUCGCACUAACAUCAAUGACAAGUUUGCUGCGUUGCGAGACAGUGUCCCAAGUUUGCGUAUCAUGUGCAAGAGCGCAAAAGGAGAGGACACAAUCGAAGACCGUGAAGAAUUACAUGGUCUUACACCAGCCCAUAAGCUCAGUAAAGCAACUGUCUUGAGUAAAGCCACGGAAUACAUUCGGGACUUGGAAAAGAGGAAUAACAGGCUCCUAGAUGAAAAUGGCGCCAUGCACCAGAGGAUCGCCGCUUUCGAGAAGCUAUUCAUGGCCGGUGCCAUGAAUGGUUCUAUCCCUUCCAUGCAGCAGCACACAUCGAUGCAGUAUCCCCAAGAUGGUUGA